Anthostomella pinea is the source of this 1905-nucleotide messenger RNA. Lineage: Eukaryota; Fungi; Ascomycota; Sordariomycetes; Xylariales; Xylariaceae. The record is from the annotation of a GenBank genome assembly.
AUGACAGAUGAGGCUAUUGCCAGUCACUACCAAGUGCUGGAGGAACUCGGCCGUGGUAGCUUCGGUGUAGUGUACAAAGGCAUUGAGAGGGCAUCGGGUGAAAUCGUUGCCAUCAAACAUAUUGAUCUCGAGUCGACCGAUGAUGACAUCCAAGACAUACAAGCCGAGAUUUCCGUCUUGAGCACCUGCGCCAGCUCUUACGUAACCCAGUACAUCGCCAGCUUCCUCCGGGGAAGCAAGCUAUGGAUAGUGAUGGAAUAUCUUGGUGGUGGAUCAUGUCUGGACUUGCUCAAACCCGAACCAUCCGUGUUCAGCGAGACGCACAUUGCUGUCAUCUGCCGCGAGCUCCUCCGCGGUCUCGACUACCUCCACGCCGAAGGAAAGAUACACCGAGAUAUCAAAGCCGCGAAUGUCCUGUUGUCAGAGACUGGCAAGGUCAAGCUGGCCGACUUUGGAGUAGCUGCGCAGCUUACGAACAUCAAGUCCCAGCGGAACACCUUUGUCGGCACACCGUUCUGGAUGGCACCAGAGGUCAUCCAACAGUCUGGCUACGACUUCAAGGCCGACAUCUGGUCCCUGGGGAUUACCGCCCUGGAAAUGGCAAAUGGUGAACCCCCGCAUGCCAACCUCCACCCCAUGAAAGCCCUCUUCCACAUCCCGAAGAGUGCUCCUCCGAAGCUGGAGGGCAAUUUCUCGAAGGACUUCAAGGACUUUGUCUCGCAGUGUCUGAUGAAGGAUCCGGACCGCCGACCCUCCGCAAAGGACAUGCUGAACCACAGAUUCAUCCGAUCGGCCGGCAAGGUAGAGGCAUUGCAGGAACUGAUCGAGCGACGACGAAACUUCGAUGCUUCAAAGAGCAAGAAGAAGAACAGGAGCUUCUACCAGGAGACAAUGCAAGAUUUCUCGCCGAGAGACGAGCAUGAUGAGUGGGUGUUCGAUACCGUCAGAUCAGUUGCCCCUAGGAGAGGCACUAUCAAGUCGCGAAAGCCGUCGUCAAUAUUCUCUACUGAAGAAGCAUUACGUCGUCUCGAUAUCAAGGAUGCCCCCCUGCAGCCCUCAUCGCCCGCUCCGGCAACCAUGCGCAAAUCCACUGUGCGAAGACAACCUUCCUUGGCGCAGAUCUCGGGCACAGGAUCCAUGCGUGGCCCACCGGCUCCAGCACUGAGACGGCCCCUUCAACUGGACAUGUCUUUCGGCAACUCGGGUUCAUCGCAGCGUCUUUUUAGGAGAGUACCUUCCGAUAGCUCGACUUCUGGCCAUGUCUCCUCCUCUUCAGAUCCCUUCGUCGAGAACACAGACGAGAAUCAGCAACCCGGUGCAGUAGAAGCGACGAGCAAGGAGGCCACUCUGGGUCGGCGACUCUACUUCAAGGCUGUAGAACCCACCCUUGCAGAGUUGCAUGCGCAAACAUCCAAUCUGGCCAAACGAGAAGCGCUUGCGAAGCUCGCUGAUGCAUUUGCUGCUCUGGAUUCGGUCGACCCCGAGGGGGCUUAUCAUCUCCUGCGCAACCUCAACUCCAACGUCUCCAAUGACACGAAACUAUCGAAUGCAUUCUUGCAGAACAUUAGCUCUGUGAAGGGAAUGAUCGAUGCUGAUACGCCUCAAGGCACGGUUAUCAUCAAGACGCCAGCCCGCCAACCUUCUUCGAGCCCAACGAAACUAGUCAUGGCGUCCAGCAACCCACAUCUGAAGAGCCAUAGGAGGCGUCAGGAGAGUGUGGCGGUCAACGGUGCUGGUAGUCCUGAAAAGCUUAGCGGCAAGGAGAGAGACCCGGAGAGAGCUGCCUUGCAGGCCAAAUACCCCGGCCGAGAGACGGAACCGGGCAUGGAACACUGCAAGCAGCUUUCCGAUGUCCUGUACAGUCGCUGGGUCGAUGGCCUGCGCCUGCGUUGGCCAGGCGCCUAG